AUGUAUUCAGCAUCACAAAAAAUAUCUUCUGUUUAUGGUAACUGUGAGUUCCAACCCUACCAAGGCCUGCAACCAGAGCUGUUCUUCAAGAUGUCACAUGAGAUCUAUAACUAUGGUGAAGGGUUGAUAGGGAAAGUUGCUGCAGAUCACAGUCACAAAUGGAUAUACAAAGAGCCUAAUGAACAAGAAAUCAACUUCUUGUCAGCGUGGCAUAAUUUGGCUGAUUCACAUCCUAGGACUUGGGAAGCACAGUUCCAAUCUGGAAUAAAGACCAUAGCUCUGAUUGCUGUAAGAGAAGGUGUUGUUCAAUUGGGAGCAGUUCACAAGGUGAUUGAGGACUUGAGCUAUGUGGUUCUACUGAGGAAGAAAUUCAGCUACAUAGAAAGCAUACCAGGAGUUCUUCUACCACACCCUUCAUCUUCUGCAUACCCUUACAAAGUUGAAGGAGUAGUUGGAUAUGGUAACAUCCCAGAACAUGUUAAUCAUCAUCAUCAUCAUUGGCAUCAUCAUUUCCAAGGAACAGUUAUCCCUCCACCAACACCACCAACAACAGCUGAACUCUUCUAUGAUCAUCAUUUCAACAAUGGCAACAGCACCAUGGCAUUGAAGAUUACCCCAUCAAUGAGUAGCCUUGAGGCACUUCUUUCUAAGCUUCCUUCAGUGGUUCCCCCACAAUCACAACAAGAACAAAGGGCGUUGGAGUUGAUGGGGAUUCAGAAAGUUGUAGCAAAAGAGGAGCUUGAUAAUGAUGAAGUUUAUAGGCCUGAGCUUGAUGUUGGUGAGAGUAGCAGUUCCAUGCAUCAAGCCUAUCAUCAUCAUCAUCAUCAACAACAACACCAUUUCCAUCAUCAUAAUAAUAACAAUAAUAAUAAUAAUAAUAAUAAUAAUAAUGUAACUAGUAGUGGAGCCAAUAAUAAUAAUGCAUUCUGAUAUAAUAUAUAUGGUGAUGAGUGUUAUUAGCUAGUGGAAUAUGAAAAAUACUAGUCCUAACCUAUAAUAUAAUGUAGUGAGAGUAUG
Molecule: messenger RNA, 1017 nt
Organism: Arachis duranensis
Lineage: Eukaryota; Viridiplantae; Streptophyta; Magnoliopsida; Fabales; Fabaceae
Exons: 5
Coding region: 1-930 (309 amino acids)
Source: RefSeq, a predicted model, not a curated record